AUGCUACGACGGACAAGCGGUGCGUCAGCUGUACCCGAUAUACCCCCUCAGUCAGACAUCUUGGCGCAAGUCGAGACGUACGAAACAUUUUCCUCCAAGUAUUUACUUAUGAAGGAGAUCGGCGAAGGCUCGUUCUCUAUUGUUCAUCGCGCGGUGAAUCGUAUGACUGGUCAAGUCUGUGCAGUGAAAUGUUGCAAGGUCUCGCAGGCUCUGGAAGAAGAAGAACGGCUCUUACGUACUCUAUCGCAUCCGAAUGUGGUUAGUCUAGAAGGUGUAUUCCAGCGGGACAAGAAUCUCCACUAUGUGGUUAUGGACUAUUUGAAGGACGGAGAUAUGUGCGACCAGCUCAUUGAACGGCAGCGUCUUCCUGAACCUGAAGCACGACGCAUCAUUCGGCAAGUAGUUGAGGGACUAGCAUAUCUGCAUCGACACUGCGUCCUUCAUCGCGAUAUCAAGCCGGAAAAUAUUCUAAUCCACGGCAAUAUGGUGAAGAUCGCUGAUUUUGGACUGGCAAAGGAGCUUGAACAGCCGACAACUCUGCUGAAGCGCAGCUGCGGCACGCUGGAAUACGCGGCCCCUGAAUUACUCUGUGGUCAGCCAUAUGGUCUGAAGUCCGACAUAUUCAGCUUAGGCAUCGUGCUGUAUGUGCUGCUUUUCGGCGCAUUCCCGUUCAGUGCGGAAUCGGCAGCAGCUUUACAGUGUAUGGACCACUUUCCGACAGGCGUUGACGUGCGCGAUAUGAGUUGUCUGAGCAGCUCAAAUACGCAGUGGAGAAUAGUAAGCCCUCUGGCUCAAGAUGCACUGCUGAAGAUGCUAAAGACGAGCGACACCGAACGCAUAUCCGCUGAAGACUUGCUGAACCAUCCUUGGUUUAAUGAAGCUGAUACCGGCAUGUCGGAAUCCAUCAGCAGCCCAAAAGAUUUGGAGCUAUUACGUAUCGAAGACUGUGAAGCUAUGGGGUUCGCUGAGCUGCUGUCUCGUGGCUUCCGGGUUGUCAAAUAUGACUACAAGGAGUCACUGACACCUUACGUCACUUCUUUGAGUGUCAAUUUUAUGGAGGAAUGUAUCAACUGGACGGGGCAUCAACAUCCACUGCUGGCAAGUGAAGACGCGACAGUCUGCCGUACCGGACGAGGUCGUGCUAUCUCCCUUCGCGAUAUUAAGGAGAUUCGAGAGGGCCACACGACCAAAGCGUUCCAGUCUUUCAAUAACAUGAAGCCCAUUCCGUCGCCCGAGCUCUGCCUAUCCAUCAUUUGCCCAUGGAGAACACUUAACCUUGUGGUAGAAGCCCCAAGUCAACGAAGGUUCAUGGUUCGUGGAUUUCGACGCCUGAUAACUUCUGAUGUAUGA
Messenger RNA from Peronospora farinosa, 1350 nucleotides. The record is from the annotation of a GenBank genome assembly. Lineage: Eukaryota; Oomycota; Peronosporomycetes; Peronosporales; Peronosporaceae.